UUUGGACUAUGUUUUAAAUAAACUCGGCUCAUAUAUUGUAUUUAUAUAUUGUAUAAGUACACAAAACAAGAAGAUCUGAGAACAGAAUCAAUCAGUCAGAUUCAAGCAAACAUAGAAGCAGUACUUUACUGUAAGUGUUAAAGAUGCCACGACUGUUGGCUGGUAUUACAGAGCUCUAUUAGGUGUAGAUUCCCCAACAGCUGAAGAUGAAAUCUGCUCUCAGUGGCUGAUCUGUUGCCAUGUUAUUAAAUUCCUGUUUACAGAGUGAGACCUGGAUCUGUGUAAAAUUCAUUGUCAUCUGAAAUGUAUGACUCGUUUCACAUCCUCAGUGUUCCUGUUAAAUGACAUGAACAUGGGUAAGAAAGUGUCACUGAGAUACACUGAAUGUGUGUGACUGACAUUUGUCAUUAGCUGUGUAACGCAGUAGUGUUCAGUGUGUGCGUGUGUGUGUGUGUGUGUGUGUGUGCAUGAGCGUGUGUGUCAUACAUCUGGUUGUGGUCAUGUACAGGAGUGGAUGGGGCUGCAGGCAUCGCAUUUCACCCAGUGCAUGUGUGCUAUGUGAUACUGCACCUGUACCUGUGUUUGAGUGCUUGUGUGGUUGUGUGUGCAUGCAUGUGUGAUUGUGUGUGCGUGUAUGUGUGUGUGUGUGUGCCCCAGGUCCUGUUCCAGUAGCGAUUACACACACAGAGAGACAGUGACAGAGACGAACAGCGACUAACAACUAGCGAAGCAUUGAGAGCUUCUGACAGGAUGUAAGAUUUCGAGAAUUUUCUGUGGUCUCGGCUGGCUCGGCUUCAGCGAGGGAGAAUGGAGAUCAGAAUCGAGUGACGCUGGAUUAGGACACAGGCUGUCCCGGCGACUGCUUUGCUGAAUAAUUGAUCCUUGGGCCUGUGACCGGUUAAGAAUGAGGAAGGCAUCGCUGAUGGUUUGGAUCAGCCUUUUGGUGCGAGUGUCCCAUUGUGCUCAGGGUCAUUAUGCCCAUAAACUUCUAAACGACCUGAUGGAGAACUACUCCAAUGCUCUGAGACCCGUAGAGGACACAGACAAAGCCCUCAAUGUCUCCCUGCAGAUCACCCUGUCACAGAUCAAAGAUAUGGAUGAGAGGAAUCAGGUGUUAACCACAUACCUGUGGAUCAGGCAGGUCUGGCAUGAUGCCUACCUGAAGUGGGACAAGGAGGAAUAUGAUGACCUAGAAAUGAUCAACAUCCCCAGUGACCUGGUUUGGAAGCCCGACAUUGUCCUCUAUAACAAAGCAGAUGAGGAGUCGUCAGGUCCAUCCAACACUAACGUGAAGCUGCGUUACAACGGAGAGAUCAUCUGGGACUCUCCGGCCAUCACAAAGAGCACGUGUGUGGUGAACGUCGCCUACUUCCCCUUUGACUGGCAGCAAUGCAAUCUCACAUUUGGCUCCUGGACCUACAAUGGAAACCAGGUGGACAUCAGUUUGGGCAUGGACACCGGGGACCUGUCUGACUUUGUGGAGAACGUGGAGUGGGAGUGUCACGGCAUGCCAGCGGUUAGAAACGUCAUGAUGUAUGGCUGCUGUUCCGAUCCUUACACUGAAAUCACCUACACCCUGCUCCUGAAGAGGCGCUCCUCCUUCUACAUCUUCAACUUGCUCCUCCCCUGCUUCCUCAUCUCCUUCCUGGCCCCACUGGGUUUCUACCUUCCAGCCGACUCGGGGGAGAAAGUUUCCUUGGGGGUGACGGUUCUGCUGGCGCUCACUGUGUUCCAGUUGUUGGUGGCUGAGAGCAUGCCUCCUGCAGAAAGCAUGCCCUACAUAGGGAAGUACUACAUUGCCACCAUGACUAUGAUCACAGCAUCCACUUCUCUCACCAUCUUCAUCAUGAACAUUCAUUUCUGUGGUGCUGAAGCCAAACCAGUCCCUUACUGGGCUAAGGUGCUCAUCAUUGACUACAUGUCAAAAAUCUUCUUUGUCUAUGAAGUCGGGGAGAACUGCACCACGCCAGAAAGCGAGAGGACCCCGCUCUACCCAGAGGAACCAAUGGGUGAUAAGAGCUGCUACCAUGACGACCGCUUCCAUGAUGGGUUCUACUAUACUGACAGUGAUCCAUACAAGUACAGCAAUGGCAAUGGCGUACAUCAUCACAAAAACCAUCACAAAAGACAAGCAAACGGCAACACCAACAGCAGGCAUCACCAUUACAACAACCAUAACAAUCACGCUUCCAGGCUGGAGAGGGGUGACGCAAAGCAUGAGCCCACUCAGCGUUACCACCACAUCAGGAGGGAUGAACUAGAUUACCAGGCUCCUCGACAUCCACUGCACCUCCAACACCUAAAUGGGGGGUUUAAGGAGCAGAUCCUCUAUUCCUCAGAGAAGAUUCAAGUCCCUGCCUGUCCCUGCUGCUGCCCCUGUAUCCAACAUAAACAGGUGGUUAAGAACAUCGAGUACAUUGCAAACUGUUUCCGCGAGCAGAGAGCCACGUGCAUCAAGGUAGCAGAGUGGAAGAAGGUUGCCAAGGUGAUGGAUCGGUUUUUCAUGUGGAUCUUUUUCGUCAUGGUCUUCCUCAUGAGCAUUCUCAUCAUUGCCAAGGCGUCUUGAUAGCUUCUUCUUCUUUUCAUCAACACUAAACCUCCAGUCUUGUUACACCUCUGUUCGACCUUAAUGCAACGUGAGACAAAUGAAGACUAUUUUGUCUGCAAGAAAACCGUGUUUCAUGUCAGUAUUGUGUGUGUCUGUGUGUUUGUGUGCAUGUAUGUGAGUGUUUGUCUGGGGUUUUUGUCUUGUUUUGACGUAAAGAAGACGAGGUCACUGCAUGCAAAUCAUCCAUUUAACCACACGUGUGCACAGAAAGCCUCUCGGUUAGUUUAUGUAAGAUCUGCUUGCAUGUGUCACAGAGCAGUGGAGCAGUAAGACAAUCUAGGCCUUGCCUUGAACAUGCAUGGACUCUAUUAUUGAUGAGCUAACAGCCAAACAUCCAGCUAUAGGCAUUACAUUUCUUGCCUUACGUUUUAAGCAACCAGAGGAUGCUAUUUUCCAGAGUUGGUUACGAUGUGGGAGGGAGCACCAAGAGGAAAACCUGAAAUACUUUUGAAUCAGUGUAAAUGUCGACGUCACAGCCUAUGAUGAAUCACAUCUGUCCUUAUAGACACUAUCACUGGUAGAUCAUGUAAGUUAAUGCUGUUAAAGCCACAUGAAACUGACAUUGGUUUACAAGUUCUCCAUACUUGAAGAGAAAUGGUAAAUGUUUACCUCCUCACAAAGACUUUUAACACACUAUCUGACCUUAGUGAUACUUUUUCACAAUAAAGGGUGAUGCACUCUACCUUAUUGCUAAUUUACACUUUGCUCAAUGACACAAUUAAAAAUAAACCUUUGAUAUUGUGUUAUUAAAAAUGAUUGUUGCUCA
Messenger RNA from Oreochromis niloticus (Nile tilapia), 3374 nucleotides. It is a transcript of the gene chrna9a, whose product is annotated as cholinergic receptor, nicotinic, alpha 9a. Bases 905 to 2566 code for a protein of 553 amino acids. Gene Ontology annotation, molecular function: acetylcholine-gated monoatomic cation-selective channel activity; transmembrane signaling receptor activity. The transcript is spliced from 7 exons. Gene Ontology annotation, cellular component: postsynaptic membrane. NCBI's taxonomy places the organism in Eukaryota, Metazoa, Chordata, Actinopteri, Cichliformes, Cichlidae. Gene Ontology annotation, biological process: monoatomic ion transmembrane transport. The record is from RefSeq and is a predicted model, not a curated record.